Molecule: messenger RNA, 1342 nt
Organism: Thamnophis sirtalis
Lineage: Eukaryota; Metazoa; Chordata; Lepidosauria; Squamata; Natricidae
Gene: GASK1A
Product: golgi associated kinase 1A
Cellular component (GO): Golgi apparatus
Source: RefSeq, a predicted model, not a curated record
CACGUGGGCAGGCAGCUAGUGCUGCCCACCAAUCCCUAGGUUUACUCAAAAUUCUUAUCUCAGAUAAACACUCUGUCCAGAUCACAAUGAACACUCAACAACAGAGGGAUAAUACUCAUUUACAUAAUCUUCAGAGAUCUUAUCUUUGGACUACAGAUCCAGAAAAGCUGAAAAAAUCAGAACAAUGCAGAAACCUAUGGUACAAUGGUUUUAAUUUGAAAGAGGGGAACAGGCCCAGGUUUGCCGAGGCAAACCUUCCAUGGUUCACUCUGGAUGAUGUGGAGAAGAUGAAACUUCUGGCGAAUGGUACAGUGAUAAAGAAGGACCGAAUUCUUGGCCAUGGGCAAAUAAUUAGAGUCGCUCUAUCAUAUAAUCAAGAUGCCCUUUUUCAUGACUCCCAAAGUUUGUGUUUGAAUGGGCUAUGUGGCUUAAUCAAAAGGUCCACUGAUCUCUAUGAAGUUCUUGCAUUCCAUUUGGACAGAAUUUUGGGGCUGCGCCGGAGCUUACCUGUAGUGGCCAGGAGAUUUUGCAGCCACUUGCUACCCUACAAGUACACCAAUGGUGUUACUAGGCCCAUUGUAUGGUGGGCACCAGAUAUACAGCACUUGAAUGAUUCUAAUAAUGAUCAGAACUCCUUUACUAUAAGAUGGUUGCAGUACCAGGACUUGUUGCAACAGCGGUGUGGCAUGGAAGAUUCCAGAACAUCACUUGGGAAAAGUCCUUGUUUGACUGUCCUACAUUCUGAAUGGGCUAAAUUGGCACUCUUUGAUUUUCUUCUGCAGGUCCAUGAUCGUCUGGAUCGAUACUGCUGUGGUUUCCAACCAGAUUACUCUGAGUCUUGUGUUCAGGAAUUGCUCCAUGAGAAAUGCCGAAAUCCUGCAGAACUGUUUUUGGUCCAUAUUUUGGUGCGGAAAAGCAAGCCUUCUCAGUUAGUAUUUAUUGACAAUGCAGGAAGACCUUUCCACUCUGAAACGAAACUUAAUUUCAGACUUCUGCAAGGGAUAGAUGGGUUUCCCCGGACAGCUGUAACAAUGCUCCAAUCAGGAUGCCUACAAAACCUGCUUUUACAAUCCUUGCAUGUAGAUACAGAAUUCUGGGGAAGUCAAGGUGGAUAUGAAGGUCUGAAGUAUUGGCUUAAUACCAUUGACAGGAGAGGCCAGGUUCUGCUUCAAUACAUUAAAGAACAUAAUUUGACCAUCACUGAAGAUUCCUUGGAUUAGCUUUUGAUGAAAAGUAUUAUACAUACUCUGCUUUAGGAAAGAGCACUGAACUCUGGAAAGACCCAGUGCCCUGGUGACAAGCAGGCAUUCUGCUAACUACAGAAGCUGUUCUAUAUGAAUUC